Molecule: messenger RNA, 1239 nt
Organism: Aspergillus tanneri
Lineage: Eukaryota; Fungi; Ascomycota; Eurotiomycetes; Eurotiales; Aspergillaceae
Gene: cwc25
Product: U2-type spliceosomal complex subunit CWC25
Exons: 2
Coding region: 1-1239 (412 amino acids)
Biological process (GO): mRNA splicing, via spliceosome
Cellular component (GO): U2-type spliceosomal complex
Source: RefSeq, a predicted model, not a curated record
AUGGGUGGUGAUUUGAACUUGAAGAAGUCAUGGCAUCCGUCCCUGCUCCGCAACCAAGAGCGCGUUUGGGCCGAAGAAAAGCGUGCCCUGGAAGAGCGCAAGCGCAUCGAUCAGCUCCGUCGGGAACGAGAUGAAGAGCGCCAAAUCCAGGAACUCCAGCGUCUACAUGAAGAUUCCGGGAAGGCGCGCCAGCAGAAUCGGGUCGACUGGAUGUACCAGGCGCCGUCGAGUGCAACGGGCCAUUACUCCGAGGAAAUGGAAGGGUAUCUGCUGGGAAAGCGCCGCAUCGAUGAUAUUUUACUGAAGAAUGACGAGAGCAAGAAGUUGGAAAAGGGUGCGGAGCUCGGAACCGGCCAUGUGCCCCCUGCUCCUACAGUGAACAAUGCUCGUGAUACAAUGACGAAGGUUCUAGCAGAUCCGCUACUGGAGAUCAGGAAGAGAGAGCAGGCGGCUUAUGAGAAUAUGGUCAAGGAAUCAGCGAGACGCGGAGCGAUCGACUCGCGAGGGGGCGAUCGGGACCGCAGCCAUAAGCGCAGGAGAUAUAACAACGAAGACUCCCGUCGGCACCAUCGACAUAGGUCACACCGUGAUAGGUCCAGAUCUUCAGAAUGGUCACACCGGAGACACAGGGAUGAUCGCGACGAUCGAGAUCGCAGGCACCGGGAUCGCAAAAGUGAGAGGGAUCGUAAAGAGGACAGGGAUGAGAGAGAUCAUCACUUCGGCAAGCAUCACGAGGAGAGGUACGACCGGCGAUCGCCUCGUGGUUCCUUCCGCGAUCAAUCCCCCUCCCCCCAACCCGACUAUUGUCAUUCCGAUCGCCGUCGGGUGGAGGGCAGGGAUGCUGGAUCUCCCAAAAAUUAUCAGAACGAAGACCAAAGGGACAAACCACAUCGCUACGAUGAUAGGAAGAAUCAUAGAAGGCCCAGACACUCGUAUCCCCGAAACCGAGUUCCCAACCGCUCUGGGCCCGGAGAUUCAGACACGAAAGCAAAGGACUUAGAAGAAGAUCGUAUGCGAAGACUCGCUGAGAUGCAGGACAAUGCAAGCGAAAUGGAACAGAAUCGUCGCCAACGCAUUGCCGAAGUCACGGUCGAGGAAGAGAGAAAGCGCGAGAAAGAUGAGAAGCAGCGCUCGGAACGAGGUCGUUUCGUGUCAGCGAUGCAUCGGCAACUCCAGGAAGAUACCUUGGACGAGCGAAUUCGGCGCAGUCGCGGUGGGUUGUCUCGGGAAGAGGAUUGA